Schistocerca gregaria is the source of this 859-nucleotide messenger RNA. RefSeq names its product U1 small nuclear ribonucleoprotein C-like. Gene Ontology annotation, molecular function: pre-mRNA 5'-splice site binding; zinc ion binding. The record is from RefSeq and is a predicted model, not a curated record. The transcript is spliced from 4 exons. Gene Ontology annotation, biological process: spliceosomal snRNP assembly; mRNA 5'-splice site recognition; mRNA splicing, via spliceosome. Gene Ontology annotation, cellular component: nucleus; U1 snRNP. NCBI's taxonomy places the organism in Eukaryota, Metazoa, Arthropoda, Insecta, Orthoptera, Acrididae. Bases 169 to 819 code for a protein of 216 amino acids.
UCAUUAGACAGAAAGCUUCACUUCUACUCCUUCUCAAAUGCUAUCGAUACAGCUGAUAUCUUCUUCAUAGUCGACCGACACCCUUUUUUUUUAGAUUAUAAUAUAUUGUAGUAUCAUUGAUUUUUUUUACUUCAUUGUCUGUUACACACCCUACAUACAUUCUGUUGAAUGCCAAAGUACUACUGCGAUUACUGUGAUACUUUCUUGACCCAUGAUUCGACUUCCGUCAGGAAGUCGCACAUCAAGGGUAAUAAACACAGGGCCGCUGUAUUAGCCUAUUAUGAACAGUUUAAUCCUGACAGACAGCGCGAAGAACAGCCAAAUCUCUAUGAAGCAUUAGGCGUUGAGGCUAUGUCUUUCCCUCCUAUGCCCUUUGUUGGAAGAGUUCCAUCUGGCCAGUACGCUUUCCCGUCGAACGCAUUUUUGAUGGCUCCUGUAUUUCCUCCAAAUACAAUGCCAAUGCCCCCUCAGUUCAGAAGCACAGGAAAUCGAAACGACCGAAACUUUAAGGAUGAGCGUGCUCGAGCCGAACACUGGGAAGAUUCGCGCGACGCACACAUUCUUCCAGACGAACACAUGGAAAUGUAUAAUCGGAAUUCUGACGGGAGAGACGAUCGACACGAACAAAGACAGGAAGGGAUGAAUGAAGACGGGAUUCGACAAGAAAGAAGCGGCGACCGCUUUAAUGGGUCAUGUGGCGACAUGGGUGGAUUUAAUCGUGAGGAUCAAGGAAAUAACAUGAAUUACGUUAAUAGCAAUAGUACCGCCAAUCUCGGAUACAGUAACAAUUAUACUCCUAUUCUUCCGUUUCAUCGUUGAAAAUUUCCUGUCAAAUCCAAAAAUGCCCCCGUAAUUUAAU